UUAUCAUACUAUAGUAUGACAUUUUCAUCAUACUAUACUAAGAUAACUUUGUCUUACUAUACUAUGAGGUUUUUUCAUACUAAAAUGUGAAUUUUUUUAUCAUACUAUAGUAUGACAUUUUCAUCAUACUACUCUUUGAUAACUUUACCUUGCUAUACUAAGAGGUUUUUUAUAAAAUGGGAAUUUUUUUAAAUACUAUACAAUAACAUUUUUUCAUAUUUAAAUGUAUAAAUGAUAUCAUACUAUACUAUGACAUUUUUUAUACUAAAAUGUCAUAUUUUUAAUAUACUAUAUUAUAUAUUUUUUUUCAUCCUUAAAUGGUUAUUGUUUAUCAAAGUAUACUAUGAUAUUUCGAUCAUACUAUGCUAUGAUAUUUUUUCUUCCUUAAAUGUUAAAUUUUCAUGACAAACUUCACUAUGACAUUUUUAUCAAACUAUACUAUGACACUGUUUUUCACACUGAAAUACAAAAUUUUUUACAUACUAUAAUUUGACAUUUUUUUCAUACUUAAACAUGAAUUCUUUUUAACAAUAAAUACCAUGACAUUUGUGUCACAGCCCCAUGAUGUUAUGAGUUAUGUUGUAGAGUCAAAACAAAUGUCAGAAUAGUAUAAAUAUGCCCAGCAAAGCCCAGGUUGUAGAGUUGUCCAUUUAAGAGGAAAAAUGUCAACAGAAAGGGUUCAAGUUUUUAGCUUUGAGUGCAAAAUAUUCUGUAAACUUGCUUACAUCUCUGUCAGACUUUACCAGCCAUGUAUUCUUACCAUUUGUAACCUAAUUUUACAAUGUAGGUCAAAGAGUGAGGCUCCUUUAAAAUCGUUUGAAAAUUCCUCCUUACAUUACCUUUAAAGUAACAGAGGAGAAGGUGCAGUUCACUCUUCCACCGACAGGAGGGCGAGAGUGACCGUGACGUCACCCUGGCUCGAGCUGCCGCUGCUGCUGCCUGCUGCUGCUGUGCGCUCGAGGCUCUCCGGGCUGCUUCAGAGCUGCUCGAGAGGAGGACGAGAGUGGCUGUGACUGCGGGGACAGACACCGUGUGUUUACAAAGUCAGCUAUGGACGUGUUUAUCUGUGGUGGAUAAUGUUGUCACGGCACACUUGAAGAGGUACGGACGUCUUUUUAAAAAAUGCUUUAAAGGCGAAAAAAAUGUCUUUAAAGGGUCUUUCAUUCAAAGAAACUGCACGAAUUUCUAAAUUAACAUGUUAAUUUUUGUGUUAAUAUCCGUUAAAGUUACUCUUACUGGUUGUUGGUUGAAUAUUUUCAAGUUAUUAGUUUAAUAUGCACACUUUUAACGUCAUGUAAUUAUCAUAUAUUGCAAACUAAUUGUGCGAGGUUUGGGCCAGAUAAGGAUAAAACUAAGAUGCCCUUUUCGUAGUAGCCUAUAAUGCACUGAAAGAAAAUAUCCUAAAGCAUGACUGUGCAUUUUGUGUAGAGCCAAAUUGUGAAUUAAAAAAAAAAUACAUGCUGUUUUGGGCUCAUGAGUGGAUAAUACAUGUCUUUCAGGAUGUAUACAGUGUCAAAAAGCAGCUGUUUGAUGGGUAUCUGGAUGUCAACAACAACCGGAUUAGUCCUGCUGCUGCAGUCCUCAUAGACAGCAGUGAAUACAUAUCAUCCAUCCACUGCAAUGAAAUCAAUCUGCCCCAAGAAAAGCCCUUCAGGUUUAGCUGUCCUAAGAGGAUCAGGCUUAGGAUAACCCCAGCUGCCCAAUUAUCAGUUGUUUUUCCUGUGUGAUGCUGCACUAAAAUAACAAGAGCAUUUAUUGAUUUGUGUGAAUAAUUUAUAAGAGAAGUUGAUAAAGUAUGCAGGCAUGGAUAGGAGAAACAGGGGGGAAAGGAAGUGACAGGAUGAAAUUACAGCGGGCCCUUUGGAAUUUGCUCCCUCUGAUAUUUAUUAUCUUUUCUUUUGUCCUCUUCUGGUUACUCUUUAAAUUAGCACUCAGAUUGCAAACACACAUUCCAGUGGCAGCCAUUGUCUUCUCAUUAAAUGCUAACUACGCGUGUGUUUGUUUUGAUAAGGUCUCUGUGGACAGGAACCAAAUGCCAGAAUACUGAAAGAGGAUUAAAUCAGGAAUCCCGUCACCUCACCUAAGUAGGUGUGAAUUUCUGGCUGCAGCCAUGGGGAACCAGCUGACUGAUAUCGCUCCUAACACGCCAUUCCUUCCAAACUUCCAGUCCUUACAUGUGGUCGUCAUUGGGCUGGACUCGGCUGGAAAAACCUCCCUGCUUUACCGGCUCAAGCUGAAGGAGUUUGUGAACACCAUCCCCACAAAAGGGUUCAACACAGAGAAGAUAAAAGUUGCAGUGGGGACGUCCAGGGCGAUAAACUUCCAGGUGUGGGACGUGGGUGGUCAGGAGAAGCUGCGCCCACUUUGGAAGUCCUACACGAGGCGGACAGAUGGGAUGGUUUUUGUUGUGGAUUCAACCGAGCUGGAGCGCAUGGAGGAGGCCAAAGUGGAGCUCCACAAGAUUACCCGCACCUCAGAGAACCAGGGAGUCCCUGUCCUGGUCCUGGCUAACAAACAGGACCUGGAUUCAGCCUUGUCAGUCAGCGAGGUGGAGAAGCUGCUUUCAGUGCAUGAACUGAGCACAUACACACUGCAUCACGUGCAGAGCUGCAGCGCCGUAGACGGUCAGGGACUCCAGCCGGGCCUGGAGAAACUUUAUGAGAUGAUCCUGAAAAGGAAGAAGAUGGUGAAGCACAAUAAGAACAGAAAGAGAUGAACUCUCCUCUCAGACUGAGGACAUUAGUGUAGGAGAUUUAUCCACAGUUAAGACACUUCCAGGCAUAAUGGUUCCUAACUGGAGAGCAAUAUGUGCCAACAGAACCACAUUUACAAACGGCCGCUGGGUCAGGGAAAUGGAUUUGCUCAUAACAAAUGAAGCAGUAUUGGCGUUUCUUUGUUCUACAAUCAUGCAGCUGCCCUUUGGAGGCUAAAGUGAUAGAUUUAAAGGGAACCUCGAUAGCAGUUAGUUCUCACUAAGUGCUUUUCUACACUUGAUCUAAAGAUGAAUCCUAACAAGAUGUUUGCUUGUUAACUGUAGGACUAAUAAAUGAACAAAUUCACAAUUAUAAGACAGGUCCAAGGGGGGGAAAACUUCUACUACAUUUUCAAUUUCCCUAUUAUCCUUCACAAGAUUGCACAGAUUCUCCCACUAACCUGCUCACAAAUGCUUCUCCUCGAUAUUUAUUCCACAUGUUUGUGUUUGUGUUGGACAAAGGAAAUUCUUUUUGGAAGUGAUAUGAAGUGACACAGAAGUUAGUGGAGAUGGAGCACAAAUAUGUUGAAUUUCAUGAAACCAGUAACCCUUAAGUGCAUUCCCUUCAUGGCUGCAGAGGUUAAGUUUCAGUUUGGCAGCAGUGUUUAUACAAAUUGUACAUUUUUUUGUAACACUGAAGACUGAAUAAAUCCAAGCACUGUACAGACGAUGCAUUGUUUCUUUGCAGUUAAUUACAUGACGUUAUUGGGUUUGGGUACCGAAAUAUGGCAUUUUAUAGUACUGUACUGUGAUAUUUUGAUCAUACUUCACUGAUUUUUUGAACACUAAAUCUAUGAUUUUUUAAAUAAAAUGAUGUUAACAUAUCAUACUAUGAUAUUUCUAUCGUACUUAACCAUCAUUUUUUGCAUACUUAGAUAUGAUAUUUGUAUCACACUGUACUGUGAUAUUUUCAACAUAUUAUGGUAUAUUUUUUCCAUUUUAUUCUAUGACAUAUUUUAUAGUAUAUGAUCUUUUUAUCAAACAAGACUGACAUUUUUUUCAUACUGAAAUGUUGAUAUUUGAAAAUACUAUACUAUAACAUUUUUUCAUACUACGAAAUGAAAUUUUCAAAAAAAAAAAAUUUUCACACUAAAAUUUGACAUUUUAAACAUACUAUACUAUGACAUUUUUUUCCAACUCAAAUAUGAAAUUUUUUUUUUACACACCAAAAUAUAAAAUUCUCAUCAAACUAUACUAUGACAUUUUUAUCAUACUAUAAUAUGACAUUUUUUUUCAAACUAAAAUAUGAUUUUUUUUCACACUAAAAUUUGACAUUUUGACCAUACUAUACAAUGACAUUUUUUUUCAUACUCAAAUAUGGAUUUUUUUUUUCACACUAAAAUAUGAAAUUUACAUCAUACUAUACUAUGACAUUUUUAUCAAACUAUAAUUUGACUUUUUUAAUGCUAAAAUAGGGCUUUUUUAACACUAAAACUUGACAUUUUUAUCAUACUAUUCUAUGACAAUUUUUUUCGUACUGAAAUAUGAUUUUUUUUUCACUCUGAAAUUUAACGUUUUUCACAUACUAUGCCAUUACAUUUAUGACAUACUAUACUAUGACAUUUUUCUAUAAUAAAAUAUGAUUUUUUUUUCAACUAAAUUGUAAAAUUUUUAUCAUAAUAUACUAUGACAUUUUGUUUAUACUAUACUGUGACAAUUUUUUUCAUACCAAAAUAUUUUUUUCACACUGAAAUAUGAGGUUUUUACAUACUAUACUUUAAUAUUUUUAUCAUUCUUUACUAUGACCUUUUUUCAUAUUAAUUUUUUUCACACCAAAAUAUAAAAUUUUUAUCAUACUUUACCAUGUUAUUUUCAUCAUACUAAUCUAUGACAUUCUUUCCAAACUCAAAUCUGAUUUUUUUUUUCACACACCAAUAUAUAAAAUUUUCAUCAUACUAUACUAUGUUAUUUUGUUCAUACUAUAAUAUGACAUUUUUUUUCAAACUUAAAUAUGAUUUUUUUUCACACUAAAAUUUGACAUUUUGACCAUACUAUACUAUGACAUU
Messenger RNA from Xyrichtys novacula (pearly razorfish), 4758 nucleotides. NCBI's taxonomy places the organism in Eukaryota, Metazoa, Chordata, Actinopteri, Labriformes, Labridae. The record is from the annotation of a GenBank genome assembly.